This is a messenger RNA of Arabis nemorensis, 975 nucleotides long. The record is from the annotation of a GenBank genome assembly. NCBI's taxonomy places the organism in Eukaryota, Viridiplantae, Streptophyta, Magnoliopsida, Brassicales, Brassicaceae.
AUGAUAACGAAAUCGAAGCAGGCGAUGGUGCUUUGGCUUGAGGGUUUCCGAGAAGCUUGUUCUCUUCACCGUGUUGUUAUUCUCUGUCUCAGGUCAAGGAAGCUCCUACUACGAACGGGACAGUGUUUUAUCUUGAAUGGUUUGAUUUUCUUAGGAAGUCUAGGUUUGUUCAACUUGUUUAUUGAUCCAGCCCUUCAGUGGAUAUUACCUGAUCACUGCUCUCCUCUCAUUUCUCAACAACUUUGCUCGUAUGGGAGACCUUAUGCCAUCCUUCGUGGUGCGCUUUUGCAGCUAUUUUAUGUAUUCUGGUUCUAUCCUCUCUACGUCUUCAGCUUCAUCUUGAGUAACAUAUGGUAUAACGAUAUUUCAAAGUAUGGUUUCGAGGCAAUCGAGAAAUCUGACUUAAGUUCAUCAGAAGCAUUAAGACAUGAUGAAGCUCUGGAUUCAGUGAACACAGAAAAUGCUGAAAGGCCUUCUGGUCUUGGACGGGUGAUGAUCGGUAUAGGAGAGCAGGUGUACUCGAUACUACUCCUGACUUUUUUUCUCCUGGAGGUUUAUGCUGUUGGCCUUAUACCAUACAUCGGAAAGAUACUGAAUUUCUUACUUCUUUCAUGGAUGUAUGCCUACUAUUGUUAUGAAUAUAAGUGGAAUUUCUCAAGGAUUCCUCUGAAGAAAAGGCUGGAUUUCUUUGAAUCUAACUGGGCAUUCUUUACUGGUUUUGGAAGCCCUUGCGUCUUGGCCAUUUUCUUUCUCUCUCCUCUCGUGAGCGGAGCGCUUAUGGCGAUCCUGUUUCCAUUGCUACAGGAUCAGGACCUGAAAAGUAUAUUCUGGCCCCAAAAGAAACGUGGAAAUGUACAGGAUGCUGGCGUUGUCCAUGUUUCGGUUGGAGAAGACUGGCUGAAGCUGAAAGUUUACUGCUGCAUCUCUCAAAUCUUUGGAGGUUUGUCAGAAGGUGGUCACAUACUUAUGGUUUGA